AUGGCAGUGCCAGUAGACAGACUUGAAACCCAGGAGGGCACCAUCUCUCCCACCAGAACAUUCCUCACCGGCAUCCUCCUCCCUCUCCUCCGCUGGUGGUGGGCACUUCUUCCAGCUGCUAUCCUUCUCAGGGCUGUGUACAGGAAGUACGCCUCGCCCCUGCGCAAGUACCCAGGGCCAUGGCUGGCCUCCUACACCAGACUCUGGAAAGUCAUCUCGACGGCCUCGACACAUACACAUCAUGACCACAUUGCCAUCCACCGCAAGUACGGGCCCGUGGUCCGCAUCGCACCCGACGAGGUGUCCCUCUCCUCUCCCGAGGCGGCCCGCACCCUCUUGUCUGCAGGCAAGCGCUUCUACAAGACCAAGUUCUACGGCGUGUUCCCGCCGCCCGAGAACCCCGACAUCUUCACCGAGUACCGCGAGGACGUGCACGCGCAGAAGAAAAAGGUGGCCAACGUGCCCUACAGCAUGGCCGCCAUGCAGCAGCUGUCGCCCUUCAUCGACGACACCAUCGAGGUGCUGAUGCGCACCAUGGACGCCAUGGCCUCGGGCAAAGGGUCGACGUCCGACCCGGGGCGGCCCAUCGUCGACCUGGGCAACUGGCUGCACUGGUUCGCCUUUGAUGUGCUCGGCGAGGUGGCCUUUAGCCGCAGCUUCGGCUUCCUGGAGCAGGGCCGCGAUGUCGACGGGGCCAUCCAUACCAUUGACGAGAUGCAGCGGUACAAUGGCAUCGUGGGCCAGGUGCCGUUCAUGGACCACCUGGGGCGCAGGAAUCCGCUGCGGAGGCUGAUCCCGACCAUGAACACCAAGAACGCGCUGAUCACGCGCAUGGCGCUGGAGGAGCUGGAGCGGAGGAGACCCUUCGACAAGGAGAGCGAGGGCAGGUGGAGGGGUGGUGAUGGCAGGCAGGACCUGCUGGCCAGUCUGAUCAAGGGCCACCUGAAGGACCCUCAGCGCUUUGGUGAGGGUGAUGUCUUUGCCGUUGCUCAUGGCGCCAUCUUCGCCGGCUCCGACUCUACCGCCUCGACAAUGCAGUCCUUCUUCUGGCACGUCCUCUCCGACCCCCGCGUCUACGCCCAGAUCCAGCACGAGAUGAAGCAGGCCGUAGCGGACGGCACGAUCCCGGCCAGCGGCAACAUCUCGUGGAACGAGGCCCAGAACCUCCCUUACUUCCAGGCCUGCCUUAAGGAGGCGAUGCGCGUCAGGCCUGCCGUCGGGCUCAACAUUACGCGCAUCGUCCCGCCCGAGGGCGCCGAGCUCGAUGGCCAGUUCUUCCCGGGCGGCGUCACGGUCGCCGUGAAUGGCUGGGUGCUGCACCGGGACCGCGCUACCUUUGGGGAGGACGCCGAUGUCUUUAGGCCAGAGAGGUGGCUGGCUGAUGUCGAGGCUGCUAAGAGGAUGGAGAGGUAUAUGUUCCAGUUUGGCGGUGGCAGUCAUCUCUGCAUCGGCCGCAACCUGGCCCUGCUCGAGAUCAACAAGGUCUGCCCGCGGCUGCUGCGCGAUUUUGAUUUUGAGCUGCUUCACCCGGGUCGAGAGCUCGAAGCACAUGCCACCUUCUUUGUUGUGCAGUCAGGUCUGGAGGUCUACAUCUCGAAGAAGCAGUAG
Messenger RNA from Cryphonectria parasitica EP155, 1608 nucleotides. Its product is annotated as cytochrome P450. The record is from RefSeq and is a predicted model, not a curated record. Bases 1 to 1608 code for a protein of 535 amino acids. Gene Ontology annotation, molecular function: oxidoreductase activity, acting on paired donors, with incorporation or reduction of molecular oxygen; monooxygenase activity; heme binding. The transcript is spliced from 3 exons. Lineage: Eukaryota; Fungi; Ascomycota; Sordariomycetes; Diaporthales; Cryphonectriaceae.